CAUUUUGAAAACUAUAAGAAACCUAAAGGUCUGGUGAUCAAUGGCCGUAAACAAAUCGUGGAAAAAGAGUAAAUUUUCUUGAUUUCAUAACCAAUUGGCCAAUAUUAUAUGUAUUGUCAGAUAAAUAUAAUUUAAAGGUAAUAAGAAGAGUUCAAUCAGUGAAUUUGAGGAUAGUAGUCUUUAGAAUGGCCGCUUUGAUAAAACUACGCCAUAUGCCCUUAGUGCAAAGAAGCGUUUGGAAUCAUUUCAACAAAGUAAGUCGGAAUAUUUCCACCUCUAAAAAGAACAGCGACACCGCCACAACUGCUUGUGAGACCAAAACAGAAGAUAAGAACUGGGUUAGCUACGGUUUUGACUAUACGAGCAAAGAAGAAGACACUAAUGCCCAUCACGCCACCUUUUUCUUUUCUGUAACAUUAUGUAUUGUUUUUGGUGGUGUCUGUUGGGCCUAUUCUCCCGAUGUACACAUGAGGGACUGGGCUCAGCGUGAAGCAUUUUUGGAAUUAAGACGUCGUGAAAAAGCAGGUCUUCCACCGAUCAGUCCCAACUUUAUUGAUCCCAAACUUAUAAAGCUGCCUGAUGAAUCCGAGUUGUGUGAUGUUGAAAUAAUCAUCUAAAUAUAAUCACUCUAUCCAAUACAUAUGGCAUAUGUAGAAGAAUUCAGUACAUAGUAAAGUUAUGUUAACAGUU
This is a messenger RNA of Bombyx mandarina (wild silkworm), 690 nucleotides long. It is a transcript of the gene NP15.6, whose product is annotated as NADH dehydrogenase [ubiquinone] 1 beta subcomplex subunit NP15.6. Gene Ontology annotation, cellular component: respiratory chain complex I. NCBI's taxonomy places the organism in Eukaryota, Metazoa, Arthropoda, Insecta, Lepidoptera, Bombycidae. The record is from RefSeq and is a predicted model, not a curated record.